This is a messenger RNA of Candidozyma auris, 2157 nucleotides long. RefSeq lists its product as uncharacterized. Gene Ontology annotation, biological process: ATP synthesis coupled electron transport. The coding region runs from base 1 to 2157 and encodes 718 amino acids. The record is from RefSeq and is a predicted model, not a curated record. Lineage: Eukaryota; Fungi; Ascomycota; Pichiomycetes; Serinales; Metschnikowiaceae. Gene Ontology annotation, molecular function: NADH dehydrogenase (ubiquinone) activity; iron-sulfur cluster binding. Gene Ontology annotation, cellular component: membrane. The transcript has a single exon.
AUGUUGAGAUCGCUUUAUUCGAUUUCUUCCAGAAGACUUUUAUCGAGCUCAGCUAGACGUUUGGCGGAAGUCAACGUCACAGUGGACGGUAAAACCGUCCUGAUAGAAGCGGGCUCCAGUAUCAUCCAGGCAGCUGACAAAGCUGGUGUGAUGAUUCCCCGUUACUGUUACCACGACAAGUUGGCCAUUGCAGGUAACUGCCGAAUGUGUCUUGUUGAUGUUGAAAGAAUGCCAAAAUUAAUUGCGUCUUGUGCUGUGCCGGUGCAAGAUGGUAUGGUUGUUCACACAGACAGUGAAAGAAUACACAAAGCAAGAGAAGGUGUUACUGAAAUGUUGUUGGAGAACCACCCGUUGGACUGUCCAGUGUGUGACCAAGGUGGUGAGUGUGACUUGCAAGAACAAUCCAAUAGAUAUGGUACUGACAGAGGUAGAUUCAGAGAAAUCGCUGGUAAGAGAGCCGUCGAGAACAAGGCCAUUGGUCCUUUGGUCAAAACUUCGAUGAACAGAUGUAUCCACUGCACUAGAUGUGUUAGAUUUAUGAAUGAUGUCGCUGGUGCUCCUGAGUUGGGUACGACAGGUAGAGGUAACGAUUUGCAAAUUGGUACCUACAUCGAAAGAAACAUCAACUCCGAGAUGUCCGGUAACAUCAUCGACUUGUGUCCUGUUGGUGCAUUGACUUCCAAACCAUAUGCAUUCAGAGCCAGACCUUGGGAGUUGAAGAGAACUGAGACUAUCGAUGUCAUGGAUGCCGUGGGAUCCAACGUUAGAGUGGAUGCUAGAGGUAUCGAGGUCAUGAGAGUCUUGCCCCGUUUGAAUGAUGAAGUCAACGAAGAAUGGAUUUCCGACAAAUCUAGGUUCGCAUGCGACGGUUUGAAGACUCAAAGGCUAACCAACCCAUUGAUCAAGGACGGUGACCAGUUCAAGCCUGCCACUUGGGAUGAAGCUCUUUCUACUAUUGCCGUCGCAUUCAACAAGCUUAAACCUGUGGGUGACGAGUUGAAGGCUAUUUCUGGUACUUUCGCUGACGCCGAAGCUAUGGUGGCUUUGAAGGACUUGGUGAACAAGUUGGGAUCCGAAAACACCGUGACUGAUGUUGUUCAGGCCACUGAUGCUCAUGGUGUUGACAUCAGAUCCAACUACGUAUUCAACAGUACAAUCGAUGGCAUUGAGGAUGCGGACCAGAUUUUGCUUGUUGGUACCAAUCCUAGAUUUGAGGCGGCUGUCUUGAACGCUAGAAUCAGAAAGGUUUGGUUAAGACAGGAUUUGGAAAUUGCUGUAGUGGGUCAAGAUUUCGAAUCCACAUUCAAGUACGAGAAGUUGGGUGCUUCUGCCAACGACUUGAAGAAGGCAUUGGGAGGAUCCUAUGGUAAGAGAUUGUCCGAAGCCAAGAACCCAUUGAUCAUAGUUGGUUCUGGUGUGGCCGACUCCGAGGAUGCCAAGGCCAUCUACAGCACCGUUGCUGAUUUCGCUUCCCAAAACAAAAACUUCAACACUGAGGAAUGGAAAGGUGUUAAUGUUUUGCACCGUGAAGCAUCUCGCGCUGCUGCUUUGGAUCUCGGAUUCCAAAACUUGAACGCUGAAACUGCUAAGCCUAAAAUUGUUUACUUGCUUGGUGCCGACGAGAUCAAGGGCUCCGAUAUUCCAAAGGAUGCAUUCGUCAUUUACCAGGGUCACCACGGUGAUGUGGGUGCUUCAUUUGCUGACGUUAUUUUGCCAGGUGCUGCCUACACCGAGAAGUCUGCUACUUACGUCAACACUGAAGGAAGAACGCAAGUCACCAGAGCUGCCACAAACUCUCCAGGCUCUUCGCGUGAAGACUGGAAGAUCAUUAGGGCUCUUUCUGAAUACCUCGGGGCACCAUUGCCUUACGACGACUUGUAUGCUGUUAGAGAAAGAUUGGGCCAGAUUGCCCCUCACUUUGUCAGACACGAGGUCAUAGAGCCUGUUUCUCAAGAGAUUGCGCAGGUCGGUCUCAAAGACAUCGUUGGUAGACACAACACAUUCAAGGCCGCUGGUGUACCAUUGAAGAACCCAAUCAGUAACUUCUACUUCACUGAUGUGAUCUCCAGAUCCUCGCCUACAAUGGCCAAGUGUGUUUCAGCGUUUGGAGCCAAAAUUGACAAGCUCAAAGACCCAAAGCCAUUGGUUGACAUCUAA